AUGCUUUUUUCUUCAGUCUAUGCGCCACUGGCGGUCCUUGUCCAAGCACACCAUGUCCUAGCCACGACAGGCUGCAACAACGAUAAUUGCGCCCGUGCCGUGACGGGCACUCGCCGGGGCGAUGCUUUUGGGACCUUGGCCAGGGCCGACUGCAGCCGCUUCAUGACCAAGACGGUGACAGGCAGCGCCGUGACUGUGACAAAUACCUUGACAAUUACUGCGGCGCCCAAUCCUCCUGCCAUCACUAUACUCAAUCGCGACGUGGCGGUGCCGUCGUAUGCUUCAGCUUGCUCCGGCACUAGUCGCUACUCGAGCGCAUGCUCAUGCUGGGGUAUUACCGCCAAUACCAUUACCAUUCACCCAACUUCUGUCGUCACUGCCACCGUCACCGUCACUCAGACCCCAGGCCCGACUUACACGCCUCCGAUUCCAACUAGUUACGAAGGCUGUGUCUACCCCCCGAGCGACUCUGGCGAAUUUGAUCUUCUUGAUCCUACCUCGGCUCUUCCCAUCGUCAACAAUGGCAGCCUUGCAAUGGUUGUCCAGGAGGUCAAGGAGCCUUGGGUGCCUGUCCGCUACAAGACUGUAAAGGCAUCCGGCGCACCAAAUGGAGUCUACGAUGUCCAGCUGGUUGCAAAUGGUGCGCCUCAGUACCUAGCCAUUUACAAGUCUGGCAAAGUUGGAUUCGUUAGCACCAGGCAAGUAUUCUCUCAACGUUCUGCCACUGGGCUUUCUGACCGCAACAGCUCCAACGGCCAAACUUACACCGGCAACGGAGAUGAUCAAUACGUCACCUCCGUCUUCUCCUUCACCUGCAAGGGCCGCCUCACUGCUGGCAUCGUCGGCGGCAGCGAGUUCCACUUCUCCGUCGCCGCUGACCAGCACAUUGUCGCCACCUCUGGAGGCGCGAGCAAAUCCAAGCGCGACAUCCCCGUCCCCGAUGGCUUCUACGUGAUCCCAUCCAACAUCCCCGGCGCGCCUCCCGGCCAGCGCUGCCCCUCCGGGCAGACGGCCGUCUCCAAUGGGGUCCCGCCGACGGCCAACGGCUGCGGCGCCAAGGACGGCAUCAAAGUGCCGAACCUGUCCUUUGGCGAGUGCUGCAACGACCACGACAUUUGCUUCGGCACCUGCACCGAGCAGUUUGGACCCUGCAAUAAAAAGUUUCUCGGCUGCAUGACGCAGUCGUGUGUCAAGUUUGCGCCCAUCCCAAAGCUGUACCUCGCGUGCAACGGCGCCGCCGCGACGUACUAUCUGGCAGUCGAGUUCUUUGGCAAGAAAGCGUUUGCCGCAGCAACCAAAGAGCAUUGUGAUUGCAAGUGUGAGGACAAGAGCAAGACAGCCUGCGCCGACAAGUGUGUCGACACCAGCAACGAUCCUGAAAACUGUGGAAAGUGCUACUUCCAUUGUCCUUCGGGAUCCUGUACCAACGGCGCAUGCUCCUUCAAUUCCUGUACCGGCAGCGUCUGCGGCGCUUUUGGUCCCUGUGGUCCUGGUGGAAGCUGUGUCUGCGCUUCUAUUACUGGAGGCAAGGGAUUCUGCGUCAACGGCCAAACUCCGUGCGACGGCCUCUCCGGCUGUGGCACCAGUGCAGACUGUCCCCUGGGCAGUGUGUGCGCCGUAGGAACCUGCUGCGCGCGCAAUGUUUGCAUCACGACGGACGCCUGCGGUGGCUUCAAGAGUCCGCAGAAGCGUGCGUGGCUGAAUGCCACGAUUGCUGAGCCGAUGAGAUGGGUUGACAGCUUUUAA
This is a messenger RNA of Beauveria bassiana ARSEF 2860, 1746 nucleotides long. RefSeq names its product putative salivary secreted peptide. Gene Ontology annotation, cellular component: extracellular region. The transcript has 5 exons. The record is from RefSeq and is a predicted model, not a curated record. The coding region runs from base 1 to 1746 and encodes 581 amino acids. Gene Ontology annotation, molecular function: A2-type glycerophospholipase activity; calcium ion binding. NCBI's taxonomy places the organism in Eukaryota, Fungi, Ascomycota, Sordariomycetes, Hypocreales, Cordycipitaceae. Gene Ontology annotation, biological process: lipid catabolic process; arachidonate secretion; phospholipid metabolic process.